ACAGUUUGUGAGUUUCGUUUCCAGCAAAGCGAAGAGAAAGCUGUAAAAUGAAACCGUUGCUGGGAACUGUUUCUGUGGCGUUGAUGUUUACAGUGGGGUGAAGUACAUCAAACGCUCGACCCUCUGUUGGUUUAGUGACCGUCCUGAGACCCUGAAGAAGAGCAGAAGGCUGCACUGAUGUCUGCUGGGAUCUGGCAUUUCUUUUCUAGACUUACUCUGGAGAAUCACUUAUUUGGUGCUCUACUGGAUUGAGAACUGGUAACCGUGGAGGCCAUUUGAGUACAGUGAACUCAUCGUCACGUUCAAGAAACCAGUUUGAGAUGAUUUGAGCUUUGCGACAUGGUGCGUUAACCUGCCCGAGGCAGGUAUCAGAAGAUGGGUACACGGUUGUCAUUAAGAGAUGGACAUGGUCAGCAACAACACUCAGGGAUGAGAGGCCUCUCCAACUAUUGUCUAUCAUGCUGUGUGAACAGCUUGCUGCAGACUUUCUCUGCUACCUGGGAAAUGGCAGAACUGCUAGAAAGGUGGGAUGCAGCUGGUGCGAGAGGAGAUGCUCGUAAUGUCGCGCUGCAUCUAAAGACAGUUCUUGAGGCCAUGCGGGGUGACCUUCCUCAGCCCGCUCCACAUCGUGACUUCCUCCACUGUCUGGACCAAAACCGCUUUCGACUUAAUGUGCAGCAUGACGCAGAUGAGGUGUUCCUCUCGAUUCUCAACUUCAUUCACCAGCAGAUGGACAACAGAGUUCUGGCUGGGGAAAUUCAGGAUCUGUACAAGAUUUCAGUGGAGACACACCUGCAGUGUUUAAAGUGCAACUCCAUCCAAACCGAAACCAGCUACAUGCUCAGCCUGCCGCUUUAUGUAAAGGAGGAUGACAACUCUUUGGAGGGCUGCAUGAACUCCUUCUUUGAGCAUCAGGAGCUCAAGGGCAUAGACUCCUGCUUUUGUGCACACUGUGGAACUAAGAACCCAUCCAGACAGGGUGUCAAACUCCUCUCACUGCCUCGUAUCUUGUGCAUGAACCUGAAGCGAUUUCGGAACAGCCGCGGUUCCACCCACAAACUUGACUGCAGGGUUUCUUUCCCAGAAACCUUUGAUUUCUCCCAGAGUCUCCAACAUGUGUUCUCCGCAAAUUUUGCACAGAAUGAGUGCAGGUACACCUUGUACGCAGUGGUCGUGCACUCUGGUUAUGCAAUGUUUGGGCACUAUACUGCUUACGUCCGCCACAGGGAGAACAAGUGCUGGUACUAUGCAGAUGAUAGCCACGUACAGCGGACCUCCUGGGAAGAAGUGCAGAGAACAUAUGGAGGAAGACACAGUGGAACGGCGUACAUGUUAAUGUACAGAAGAGAUUCAGAAGAAUGGAGGCCACAGCCUGAACUUUCUGGCUGAGUGGAUGGGUGCAAAGAAAUCAGGGGACAUGGUGCAAUAAAAUAUGGAAUUAUUUGA
This is a messenger RNA of Pelmatolapia mariae (spotted tilapia), 1446 nucleotides long. It is a transcript of the gene usp18, whose product is annotated as ubiquitin specific peptidase 18. The transcript has 11 exons. The record is from RefSeq and is a predicted model, not a curated record. Gene Ontology annotation, molecular function: cysteine-type deubiquitinase activity. NCBI's taxonomy places the organism in Eukaryota, Metazoa, Chordata, Actinopteri, Cichliformes, Cichlidae. Gene Ontology annotation, cellular component: cytosol; nucleus. Bases 376 to 1389 code for a protein of 337 amino acids. Gene Ontology annotation, biological process: protein deubiquitination.